CGGACACUAGCAUGUGUAGCAGCAACCUAGGAAAGCCUAGUUGCUAUAGCACCGCUUUUAGCAUCUUACCAGGCAAGAAAGAUGGAGGAAAUAGAAGAAUCUCCCUCUCCUGAAGAGCUGGUGCCUUGCAAAAUAUGUGGAAGAAAUUUCUUCCCAAGGGUUCUUAAAAAACAUAUGCCCAUCUGUCAGAAGUCAGCAGCAAAGAAAAGGAAGGUGUUUGACUCCAGCAGGCAAAGGGCAGAGGGAACCGAUAUUUCUACAGUUAAACCCUUAAAACCAAAGUUACACAGUUCCAGCAGCUCUAAGUCUGAUAAACCUGAACCACCCAAGAAGCAGUCUAAUUGGCGACGAAAACAUGAAGAUUUCAUUGCCACUAUUCGUGCUGCCAAAGGCUUAAAUCAAGUUAUGAAAGAUGGCGGACCCCUUCCUCCACCCCCUCCUCCGUCCUAUGAUCCAGAUUAUAUCCAGUGCCCGUAUUGCCAGCGGCGCUUCGGUGAGAAUGCAGCAGAUCGUCAUAUUAAGUUCUGUAAGGAACAAGCAUCCCGAAUCUCCAACAAGGGCAAGUUUCCUGGAAAUGAUAAAGCCAAGACCCCAGCCAGGACUCUGUACAAACCUCCUCAACCAAUAAAGGCAAACUCUCCUGCAGUAUCCACUGUGUCCUCAUCUCGUCUACCUCAGCGCUUAGCCUAUGGGCAGGGUGCUGGCACAGGGAUUCCUAGCAGUAAAACCUCAUCCACUGGCUCAGUGAGAAGCGUGUCGUCCGGAUAUUCUCCUUUACGGAACACCUCCUCUGGCCUGACCAGCCCUCCUUCUGAAGUGAACAUGAAACCCAAAGUCUUGGUUUCUCAAAGCUCCAUGAAAAGUCCCUCCUCAAGAAUAGGGAUGAAUAAGAAGAAGGUCCAAAAUGCAGACAACUAUAAUUCAAGGAAUGAUGUGAAAAACGAGAAUGAAAUCAAUUACCCCACAACAGGCACCAAGUUCUGCCAUGAGUGUGGGACCAAGUACCCAGUGGACUGGGCCAAGUUCUGCUGUGAGUGUGGGGUAAAAAGGAUGUGCAUUUAAAAUUGACAGAAAGACUGACUGUAUGCUUAAUGCUGAGAAUUUGCAAAGUGCAAUAUGAUUGGUUACUGUUAUAAAAGGAGUAUUAUUUUAUUAUUUAUUAUUUUUGAAAUUUAUUAUUUUUUGUAUGUUAUUUAGGAAUGAUAAAAAUAAUUUGAUGGUAAAUUGACUUCAAUCGAUCUUAAGGGGGGCCUUUAAAGGGGGGUCAGAUCAUAACGUGACUAUUCGAAUGGUUUAACGGCAAUAUCUUAAUGUAAUAUUUCUAUGUGAGGGACUGAAGAAUUUAAGUGCUAUCAUUUAAUGAAAAAUAAAUUAAUUUUUUUCUAGGUUGAAAAGGUUUCUAGGGUUCUAGAAUAAAUAGGAUAAAAAAAACAAUUAUUACACUGAGCAAUCUGCUAUUUCAUUUCAUUUUUUAUAUGUUCUUGAUUGUUUAUUUGUUUUGUGUGUUUUUAACAGUAUAAAAUUUUUUUAUAAAGACAUUGCCAUGUACAUAUAGUAGACAUAUACAAUCCAUCACAAUAUAUUUUCAGUCUGUCCAACAUAUUCACACAUAAACCUUACAUAAACAACAUUCAAAACUUGAAGGCAACUGAAUUGUAAUUUCAUAUACUUCUGAACCAUCAUACUACAACAUUGCAAAACGUAGCUUUACGACAAUAUUCUGUUGCUACAGAGCCUUUAAGCUUUAUCACUGCUGUCAAGAGUAAGAAAGUUAUGCAUUAAGGCUGUGUCUCGUUUGGAAGGCUGCAUGCUAGGUAGGACGCGUCCUUUGAAGGCUGCAGUAUACCGAGUGUCCUCCUUUAAACAAGCCUCGUUUAAACGAGACGGCCUUCGUAGGACAAACGGAAACAGAACGUAACAUGGUUACUAUGACAGCACACCACUCUUUAACAAGCGCGAGCACUUUGAGUGAGAAGGGAAAAAUUGCCCUUUAGAAGGGAAUGUAUGAGGUAAAUUUUAGGAGAGUUAUAAAGAUGUAAAGAGAAAAUAGAUUUUACAUGUGUACUUUUAGUCUAAUACUUUAUUUUAAUUAUAUAUUAAUAUAAUUAUACAUAUUAUAUACUCUGCACCCAUCUACUGAGGUGCUUCAACUUGGGAAUUAACAUUCCUUGCAUUUGAACAUCAUAUUUACGGGCAAAUUGGCGUCAUUUUUUUUAGACAUUUCUGUUGAAGCAAAGAAUUGUGGGUUGUGAGUGCUCACGAAGGAUACACCUCAUGCAUCCUCCGAACUGCUGUGAAAGAAGGUCGCAUUCAAAGUGCCUUACUUGCUUUUCUGAAACGAGACAGCCUUGAUGACGUCUGCGGCCGACAAAUGCAACCUCUGGAGGACGCAUCCUUCCAAAUGAGACACAGCCUUAGAGUAGGGCUGCAACAACUAAUCGAUAAAAUCGAUAAUUAUCGAUAAUGGAAAUCAUCGACAACAAAUAUCAUUAUCGAUUAGUUGGAUGUUUGCAAGUGAAAAAUGUGUUGCAUGAUGAAACUCAUUUGAAAAACAACAGAGAAAAGUUGAAGCGGAAAAAAAUAUGACCCAAGUUGUCCAUCAAACGAGAGCACUUUAUAAACACUUCAAAGAAGAUCAUAAUAAGCAUAGAGGUUAAUGUGGAGCAGUUGCUGCAUCAGGUGCGUUAACAGAGUAGGCCUACUUGUGCUGUUUGAUCCGCGAAAGUUGUUUCUCUCAAGCGCAUCACUUACACGAUACUGCUAUUUUCUAUUUUUCAUAAUGUAAACAUGUUAUGAAUUCAAAAUCAGCCAUGUAU
Molecule: messenger RNA, 2816 nt
Organism: Myxocyprinus asiaticus (Chinese sucker)
Lineage: Eukaryota; Metazoa; Chordata; Actinopteri; Cypriniformes; Catostomidae
Product: zinc finger C2HC domain-containing protein 1A-like
Exons: 10
Coding region: 82-1062 (326 amino acids)
Source: RefSeq, a predicted model, not a curated record